UGCUUUUUUACCAGAGCGACUUAUCUCUGGCAACAGCCUACCAAUACUAUUCGACGAAUCCGAAACCCCAGACCUCGCUCAUCUCACCCACCCAUCUCAUCUAGACCUGGGCUUAUACAUCUGCACGAUCCUUGGAGAGCAUCCAUACAGAUGCGUGUAUUUCCAGACGGGUAUAUACAUGACAGGGUAUGGAUACAUCCCAGAGCACUCGUGUCUCUCAACACGACUGUGCCCGCCGCACGUGAAGGCUCUACGCCCCAAAUGUACAAAUUCAGUUCCUGCCCAAACUCGUAUCCCCCGCGCGUUUGAUGUAUGCAUGUCUCAGGCAAAGGCGCAAGCAGGAUUUCUCAUGCGGUUGUUUAGACCCCCGGGGGUUGCGAUGUCUCUCACACCUACAUGGACGGGUGGCUGCCAUGCACUACAUAUAUGCGAAAACCCUCCGUGUACUAGAUAUGUGACGUCGUUCUUCCGUUCCCCAGACUAA
Messenger RNA from Periconia digitata, 484 nucleotides. Lineage: Eukaryota; Fungi; Ascomycota; Dothideomycetes; Pleosporales; Periconiaceae. The record is from the annotation of a GenBank genome assembly.